Molecule: messenger RNA, 1146 nt
Organism: Salpingoeca rosetta
Lineage: Eukaryota; Choanoflagellata; Craspedida; Salpingoecidae
Exons: 4
Coding region: 1-1146 (381 amino acids)
Source: RefSeq, a predicted model, not a curated record
AUGGCGGAGCGACCUGUGCUCCGCCCUGUGUCGAUGGAACCAGCCUACAACGAGUUUGUGGUGAACAACAAGGAGAGUGCAACCGACGCCAUCGAAGAAAGGAGGCAUGGGAUUCUUCAGGUCCUUAAGGACACGUUCGACGCUGUGAAGGGGCAGAUGCAGGCGUUUUUGGACGCAGUGCACGAGGAGCAAGAGCGCAAUCAAGGCAGUGAGUUUGAGGACCAUGUGAGGCAGCAAUACAGCGACGACGAUGCUGACAGUGUUCAAGAGGUGGACGUACACGCAGGCCUCGAGUCAGACCUUGAAGAUUUCCCAAGUCUUGACAACGCGCAGAACGCGGGGGACGUGAGAGCCCCCAUCGCUGACGUGCGCAACAUCAUCAAGGCGUUCAAGAAGCAUCGUGCUGACUUCGAAGACACCUUUGGCGAGCUUCAAGACUUGUACCCGCUUGAAGCUGAUCUCGACUUUGACGGGCUUCGCAUCGACGUUGAAAAUGCCGCAGAAGACCUUGUGGAAGGAGCCGAUGCAUUCGCUGCUCACCACGACCAUGCUGAGGCAGCACCUGGUGUCGGUGCGCAGGAGUAUGGCGAAGCAUGUGCCACCGCGUUCCUGCAAUGGAUUGAAAAUUCUGCCCGCGAGGCCUUGAGCAUUACACUGCUUGACAAGUUGGAGGAGCUGCUCAACACGGACGAGCCACUGUGGCCACUGUAUGUGGUGACGGCAGGCAAGCUUGAUGACGGGAAGAAAAGGAUCAUGUAUGUGGGAAAGAGCACAAACUACUUGAACCGCUUCAAGGGUGGGCACACUGCUUUCUGCAAGCUGCUGCACCCAGACUUCUCUGGCGAGACGCAUCGUCCAUUCGAAGUUACUCUGUUUGACGUCACAGUGAAUGAUCAAAGCUUGACAGGUCUCGACAAUUCUGCGGACCUCCUGACCUGUGUGGAGCAGAGCACGAUCUGGCGUUUUCGGUCUCCUUUGAACAGCGCAGAUCAGGGUCGCGAGAACCUCAAACUCGAGAAAGCCGACAAUGCGGAGCUUGCGAAGACGCUUACCAUCGAGUUGGAUAACGUCAGUGAUGAAAAAACCAUUUCGAUGCAAAGUCCGCAACGAACACAUGGUGACCUUCAGGCCAAACUUGCACCUUGA